AACAGAUUGGGUAGUGUCGUAAAUCCUCGUACCACAGCGCAUGCGUGAACAUUGUGAACGGAUUGUGUGCAGGUGGAACGGAUCGGGUACUGACAGCUACCCAUAAAAAUCUUUCGUGUUCGAGCCUUCAAGCGGGUUAAAGUCUCGAUAUUAUUCAUUACAUUUUUAUUUUAUACAUUUUAAGUUAUCCUUUUACGACGUUUUUGUUGUUGAUAUUCUUCCUCUCGUGUGUUGACCUGAAACCAUGGAGAAGCUGACCGGGUGUUGGCUGCUGUUGGCCGCGCUGAACUUCGCUCUAGCCCAGGACACCUCGACAUACUUCCGGGAUGGCGGGGAGCUAACGAUGGAUCUGAGGCCUCCUUCUUCUGAACCUCUCAACAACAUCCUGUGGAAGAUUAACGGUGACCUGGUAGCUGAGUGGAUCAAAGAUGCAGUUCCUUUGGCUUAUUACAGAACCUUUAAUGACCGCACAACCCUGGAUUUAACCACUGGACGUUUGGAAAUCAAACACAUGACUAAAAAUGACACUGGUGUGUAUUCAGUGGAAGUCAACAACAAGGUCCAGAAUGAGCGCUAUAACGCUUUAUUGAUCAAAGAAGUCCCCCAGCCUGAGGUAUGGAUCAGACCGUUGACAUGUUCACCUGCCUCGGACAACUGUACGCUGGUCUGUGACGGGAACAUCACCGAGCCAGCUGGACCGGUCACCUACAGCUGGAAGAAGGAUGGAGCAGAGUGGAAGGAGUCGGGAAAGAACUUGGUCAUCACCAAGAGUGGGACAUCAGAUGUGAAGACCUUCACCUGCCGGAUACAGAACCCAGUCAGCGUGAGAGACAGUAAACCCAGAGAUAACCCGCUCUUAGACAAGAAGCCAGGAAGCUCUGGAGCUGGGGCGCUUGUGGCUUGCAGCAUUGUGACCAUCGCUGUGGUUGUGGGUGCAGCUGUUGCAGGUCUGUGACACCAUCGUGGGACACACUUUCUCCUUCACACCACCUUGUCUGUUCCACAUUGUUGCAGAGGGACAUGUUUGAGGAGUACAAGGACACCUUUCCUGAAGAUGAAUUGAGCAGCACCAUGAAAGCAUACCCGAUGCUCAGUGGAAACAAGCUGAAGACAGUGCUCACAUAUUUCAUGACUUUGUGGUAAUGUCUGAAGGUCUAUCAUGGACUCUGUAACCUUGGUUACCUUGUUUCAAGCCAUUUGUGCCAGUUCUCAUUAAUAUUCAACGAGUUAAGCUGUUUGAAUCUGAAGGCUGAAGACAUUUCUUUUUGAUGUAGCCUCUAAUUUCUUAAACUGCACUUCAAAUUUUAUUCUCAUA
Perca fluviatilis (European perch) is the source of this 1315-nucleotide messenger RNA. Its product is annotated as SLAM family member 9-like. The transcript is spliced from 3 exons. The coding region runs from base 245 to 955 and encodes 236 amino acids. The record is from RefSeq and is a predicted model, not a curated record. Lineage: Eukaryota; Metazoa; Chordata; Actinopteri; Perciformes; Percidae.